This is a messenger RNA of Klebsormidium nitens, 1412 nucleotides long. Lineage: Eukaryota; Viridiplantae; Streptophyta; Klebsormidiophyceae; Klebsormidiales; Klebsormidiaceae. The record is from the annotation of a GenBank genome assembly.
UAAUUAAUGAGCUGCAGGGCGCAGCUAGCUAGCAUGUGCAUUGUGCAGCCUGCAGCCUGCAGGUUUGUCGCAAUCAAAGAAGCUCUGUAUCAAAAGGUGCCCAAAAAGGUUUUCUGUGUAGAAGCCAUCGCUUCUUAAACCGGAGUCAUGAUGGCGGUUGGGACCACCGGGGCGCACGGAGCACUGACACCUGCUCUGCAUAGACCAUCAUAUCGAUGGCAAGAGAACAAGCUGUCUGCUUCAGCUCCCACUGUGUCAGAUAUUCUGCAUUGCAAAAGUGCGCUUCAUGCUGGAGGACAAUUCUGGACUGGGGGCGUCCUUCGUGCGAACCGGCAUCCUGGGGCUAGGGGACGACAGCAUUGCAAGGCACAUCGCGUAUGCAGUCAGCAAUUGGAGCAUUCUCCUUCCUGUGGCAGAACUAGGAUCACUGCAAGGCUCGAUAAAAAUUCUGUCCGCACACAAAAGUCCACAGAAAGAUCCGGUUCUGACCGGUUCCGCAAAGACUCAGGACGCCACGAGAAGCCACAUUGGCUGAAAUCAAUGAGCAGGCGAGAUCUCAUUUUGGUCGGUUGCACCACUCCUCUUAUCGCUUCAUCUUUGGCGCUACCACGAUCAGGAAAAGCCUCUACUGAGCUUCAAUCAGGCUCCAUAACACCAUCAAUAGAUCUGCGGAAAGCAGAACCGCAGCAAGUGCAGCUAGUCAUAAGUGACGGGUGCGGUUUGGGAGUGUCAAUCUAUCCAGACUUUGAGUAUAAUGCUGGGGGGAAGGGCGGCGUUGGCACCGCCCAGAAAGAGAGCGACGGCAGGAUCUUUGUCCGGUUUGACCCGGCCACCUUGCAAAUACCUCCAGUACAAUUCAGCACCACAAAGUUUCUGAAACUGCCGCUGCCACCGCCACUGAGAAUCGAGAUCGUGUCAAAGAAACUUGAGGGGUACAUAGAACCCGAAACGGGGAAGGUCGAGUUGGACUUUCUGGCAGAGUUCCUGUUCACGAUCGGGCCACUGUACAAAGCCAAGCCGCUGAUUGUUGGAACCACUUUGACUACGGAAAGCUCUCAAGGCCCACUACGCAGUGGCCAAGGUCAACGGCUUGACAGCAGCGGCCGCUGCGUCCUUGCGGGCGUUGCACGUGUUGUUCCGGUUGACGAUCCCCUCCUCGACCCGUUCCUUAUGUUGCCCACUGACUGCCUGGCCCGACUGCCCGCCCAAUUUAUCUUCACCAAUCAAGCUUAGCUUAACGUGAGCAAACUCGCUAGCUGGCCCGAUUUGUGGCUGCAGUAUCUUUCGACUCGUUGUUUUUGAACGAGACAUACAUCAUCAAUAUGUGUACGCCCAUAGACUUUUGCAAGCAAUGACGGGGUCGAACGCCCAUGACGAUUGCAUGGGCGUUUGCCAGGCGCCAUGAAUCUCCA